Striga asiatica is the source of this 756-nucleotide messenger RNA. NCBI's taxonomy places the organism in Eukaryota, Viridiplantae, Streptophyta, Magnoliopsida, Lamiales, Orobanchaceae. The record is from the annotation of a GenBank genome assembly.
UUCCCCGUCUCCCCUUCGUCGGGCGGUGCUUGUGUGGGGGAUGCGCCACCAGAAAUCGGGCUUGAAGUCAAGCAGAAGCUUCGGCCAAACUCCGGAAAGACCUGGAACGAGCGCUCACCUCAAUUACAUCGACCCUCCCCCCUUACCCGCCAGGCGAGAGCGAGGAACAAGCGAACAAGUCCGAACGAGCCAGAAAGGAAUGAACAGAACAGGAAAGACAGCACCAAAGGACGAGGACCUGCUAGAACCAAGCAGCAAGAACAAGAGGGGAACAAGAACAGUAGCGAGAAGUUGCCUAGCCUUGCUAAGCACAAGACUGCGCGGUAUCUUCGAGCGGGAGUCCCAGAAGAGAGAAUGGGACGGGCAGGAGAUCUAUUCAUUAUGAAGGAAGGAAGAACUGAUUUGAUCAACGCGGAGCUCUCUUUAGCUGCUGUUCGAUUUCACCUGUUGGAUUCCUGGUACUCUUUCUUAGCUUCAGGAAAAGCGUUAGGGUCAACCAUCCACAACCAUGCUGCUCAGCAUGAUGGUACACAGGCAUUUAGGAAGAGCAGACCCAAACCCUCUCUCUGCGCUAUAGCGCGUCUUGUCUGCUAUUUAAGGAGCGAAGCGGCCAGUAGCUUUUCCUUCCUGGGGCAGCAACUGAGGGUAGUGCUUGGGAAUGCUAUUCUAGCUCCCUUUAUUAGAUCAAAUUCUUCUUCAUCUGUAUGUCUGGUUCACUCAUUCCAAAAAACAAACAAGAUCAUCCUGUAUGAUAGG